CGUCUAACAACCUCUGUGUAUGUCGAUAUGGUUGAAUUAUCGAUAUGAUGAAGGAAUUGUAUUGUUAUGUUUCUGUCAAAUCUUGGCUCAUGAAGAGAAAAACAAACUGCGGAGAAUUAAUCUCGAGAGAAAUGACUAGUAAAAUCGGACUUGAUCGUGCUUAAAAUCGUAGAUAGUUGUAAAAAUGGUGUUUUACGAACUUCUUUGGUCGAUCCAGAGGAAAAUGGUCGAGAAGCACGGCGAGUCCUCAGAGUUGGCGACCGGCUCCAACAAUUUCGAAGAUUUCUUCCCCGACAGCGUCCGCCCGUACAUGUCCGCGUUUGCCAAGACGGCCGACUGUUACAGAGAGAUCGCCGCUUUCUUGGAUUCCGUCGAUUCGUCUUCGUUCAACGGUUCGCCGGCGGAACUCUACCUCACCGCAUUCGGCGAAGGGGUCCAGGAGAUCGUCGACGAGUUCGUUUCCUGCCUCUGCGACGUCGAAGUUCUCAUACUCGAGGACGAGGACUUUUCGCCGAUUUCGAUCGGCGUCCUUAUCGAGCCGGUGGCCGACUCGCUCGAAGGCGUCUUGGACGGGAUCAAAGAGAUACGGAAAAAACGCAUCUCCGGCUGUCCGAUAAUCGACCUCUGUUACAAAUACGCCAUGUGCGGCCCUCCCAACACCGCCCGGGCCUAUCAAAUAAUAAUAAGACAUUGCAUGUAUCCGUUUUUCAAACAGACCAAAAUGUGGAUGUUCCGGUCCGAGCUGUUCGACCCUCACCUCGAAUUCUUCAUCGAGAAGUCUCAGUGUGCGAACGACCUGACCGGAACCCGAUCCACCGUCUCCAACACGACGGCCAACUUUUCAAAAAGGAAGGAAAUGCUCUCAACGAAAUACUCAAUCUCUUUGGCCAAACUCCCGGAGUUUCUGCCAUACUCGAUUGCCGCGAAGAUACUCUUCAUCGGUGAGACGCUUCUGUUGUGUCAGAAGGACUCGACAGAAUCCGAUUCGGAUGUGACCGACAAGAUAUUAGAGCAGUGCGGCCUCAACGAAAACCAGCUCAUGGUGAAAAUGGAAGAAAUAGAAAAAAGCGAACAUUUCAGCCUUUACGCGUUUGACACCAUGGUCACCGAUAUUUGGAAUUGUGUCGAUAAAUUUGCUAGAAAAUUAGCCGAAGCAGUCGGCGGCUUGAGGAAUCGGUUAGUCGACAUGAGAGACAUAUAUCUGUUAGGAAGGGGCGAAUUGUUCCAGGAAUUCUUAGUCAGGGCGAACCAUCUUCUCACGAAAGAAAAACCUUCUAGCAUGGUGUUCAGAAGCCUCAAAGUACAGUUCAAGAAUUCGUUUUAUUACGUCUACCGGUCGGAAAACUUGGAUCUUUUAGAAUCGAUAAAUUUCACAGUACCCCGCACGAUGAAGAGCAAUAGCAAAAUGUUAGACCUUUUACAAAUAGACAUGAAAAUACGCUGGCCACUCGAUUCCUUGUUUACACCUUUUGUCAUGGAUAACUACAACAAACUCUUCAAAUUCCUCCUCAGGCUGAAAAGAGCUCAAAUGGACAUUCUUGAAGUUUGGACUAUAACGAAUGUGAGGAAUGAAUUGGAGUUGCAGUGCGAGGCGUUGGCCUUGAGGAACAACCUUGUAUCGCUUGUGGGCAAUUUGCAAAACUACUGUUUUUUCGAUGUUAUAGCCAAAGAGAUGAACCACCUCAUGCAGACCGUAGACAACACGGAGACUUUUUUUGCCAUACAGAGUGCAUUGGGAAAAUUCCAGGAGAAUAUACUCCAUCAGCUUUUUAUCUUCGAUUUCGGAGAAGACUUGACAAAUGUCACACAAGGAAGUGACACGAGUCGGUUACAGUCAAAUGCAGGAACGGUAAAAGGGAGCAACCGUGUUUACGACUGCAUCAAUACUUUAUUUUCCAUUUGUCAUAAGUACUCUUUACUCGUAAAAGAUGGAGAAUUGACAGCUAGUCAGGACCAGAUUCGGUUGUUGAGCAAACAGCUAAACGAUUCCAUCGGAUCAUUAGUAAAGCUGGUCAAAGCAAUCGAUAACAGCUACAGUAAUUCUUAUCUCCAAAAUUUAAUGCUCAGCUUGGAUUACAAUGGAUUUUUCUCUAGAAAAGAGUCUGAAGUCACUUCUGCACAACUUUAAAUAAAUUUGGGCCCAAAAGAGAGAAGACACCCAGUCAUGACAGACAUUUAACAUGUACAUAUUGUAUAUAUUAUGUUAAAACAAUUUACUGAGCUAGAGCAAAUUUUAAUAGAAUCAGACCUUUGUGAAAAUU
Cimex lectularius (bed bug) is the source of this 2261-nucleotide messenger RNA. RefSeq names its product gamma-tubulin complex component 4-like. Lineage: Eukaryota; Metazoa; Arthropoda; Insecta; Hemiptera; Cimicidae. The transcript has 2 exons. Gene Ontology annotation, molecular function: microtubule minus-end binding; gamma-tubulin binding. Gene Ontology annotation, biological process: spindle assembly; meiotic cell cycle; microtubule nucleation. Gene Ontology annotation, cellular component: gamma-tubulin complex; centrosome; spindle pole. The record is from RefSeq and is a predicted model, not a curated record. Bases 185 to 2128 code for a protein of 647 amino acids.